AUGAUGGAUUAUUCAAAUUAUGCCGGUCAUCAAUCCCAGCCCUACUCGCUCUACGGGCUGCCCACCCCCGACCAACAGCCGCAGUCACAAAGUGACGACACGCUCCGCGACCCCUUCACAUUAGAUGCAUAUAACAACCAGUACUUCCCUGGGUUCGACCCCUCGUUCCGCCUCGACCCCUCCUCCUCGCUCGUCCCGCCACCGCAUUCACCGCCAGACUCGUUCACCAAGCACUCAGUGUCGAGCAACGAUGUGAACCAUACCAAGACGGACCGCACUUCAAUCGAUGGCGAUGAGCGUCACUAUACCGAUCCCGCGGGACACAGCAGCAGCGAAGAGAAGGAUAAUAUGACGCCAGUGCAGAGUAAGCGCAAAGCGCAAAAUCGGGCUGCUCAACGAGCAUUCCGCGAGCGCAAAGAACGCCACGUCCGCGAUCUCGAAGACAAAGUGAAUGGCCUCGUGGAAGCAUCAAACACCCUACAAGCCGACAACGAGCGCCUGAAACGCGAACUGGCUAGAUAUACCACCGAGAAUGAGAUCCUGCGUGCUACAUCACAGUCUAACUCUACUCCGCAAGAACAGCCUGAACCAACCGUCACUGGGCCAAUGAAGUACUCUCCCACAGAUUUCUAUGCAAGUCUGAUGACAGAGGGAACAGUCUCUUCGGGCUCUGGCGUCACCGUCCCCGGGCCGAGCAGCCCACACCGUGUUACUGUGUGCCAAAUCACAGGCGAGAAGCUACUCGACGCUGGCGGUACGUGGGAUCUCAUUCAGAGCCACGAGCUGUUUAAACGUGGGCAGGUCGAUAUUGGUGAUGUCUCGGAGCGGCUCAAGGGGUUGGCGCAGUGUAAUGGACAGGGCCCUGCUUUCAAGGAGAGUGAAAUUCGGAGGGCUAUUGAGGAGAGUGUUGCGGACCGUGAUGAGCUGAUCUGA
This is a messenger RNA of Penicillium atrosanguineum, 933 nucleotides long. It is a transcript of the gene rsmA, whose product is annotated as putative bZIP transcription factor (Fcr3). The transcript is spliced from 3 exons. Bases 1 to 933 code for a protein of 310 amino acids. Gene Ontology annotation, molecular function: DNA-binding transcription activator activity, RNA polymerase II-specific; transcription cis-regulatory region binding. Gene Ontology annotation, cellular component: RNA polymerase II transcription regulator complex. Lineage: Eukaryota; Fungi; Ascomycota; Eurotiomycetes; Eurotiales; Aspergillaceae. The record is from RefSeq and is a predicted model, not a curated record.